Messenger RNA from Dentiscutata heterogama, 465 nucleotides. Lineage: Eukaryota; Fungi; Glomeromycota; Glomeromycetes; Diversisporales; Gigasporaceae. The record is from the annotation of a GenBank genome assembly.
AUGCCUUACAAAUUUGAUAAUAGACAUAAUAUUGGAGUAGAAGAUCAAAAGACUACUGGAAAUGAAGUAAAUAGACAAGUCCAUUUAAAUAGUAUGGUGCAUUCACUAAAUGAGAAUAUUGAUUCAUUUACUCUAAAUGAUAAUCAAAUCAAUCACAAUAAUUUAAGCAAUCCACAUAUUUCAAUCUGUGAUUAUCACGAUCAAGAAACAAUAAUUAUACAAAAUACUGAUAGUUCAGAACUUCAAUUUAAUCAGCCCAAAUCAAAUAAUCCAUUGGUCCCGAUUGUAGAGAACAAGAAUAUUCUGUAUUUUAUUGAAAAAUGUCAAUCCAAAAGAAUACGAAAUAAUAAGCAUAAAGAUUCAAAUUUGAAUGAAAAGAGUAGUGAAAAUGUUCCACCAUCUCGAAGAAGAAAAAUUGAAAAUUCUGCUCUGAAGGAUCUUUUCAAUGAACAAGAAAUUAACUGA